This is a messenger RNA of Phodopus roborovskii (desert hamster), 2031 nucleotides long. It is a transcript of the gene Pfkfb2, whose product is annotated as 6-phosphofructo-2-kinase/fructose-2,6-biphosphatase 2. The record is from RefSeq and is a predicted model, not a curated record. NCBI's taxonomy places the organism in Eukaryota, Metazoa, Chordata, Mammalia, Rodentia, Cricetidae. The transcript has 15 exons. Gene Ontology annotation, cellular component: cytosol. Gene Ontology annotation, molecular function: ATP binding; fructose-2,6-bisphosphate 2-phosphatase activity; 6-phosphofructo-2-kinase activity. Gene Ontology annotation, biological process: fructose 2,6-bisphosphate metabolic process; fructose metabolic process. The coding region runs from base 166 to 1725 and encodes 519 amino acids.
UGCGCGGGCGCGGUUACGGUGCGGAGCGGUGGUGCAUAGCCCUCCGGGAAGUGCAGCUCGCCUGGCAACUCCUGGCGACGCCGAGCCGCAGCUGCUGUGAGGACUGAAGAAUUUGUACUGUCAGGCGAGGAGCAAGCCGUGCAAGGUGCCUCUGGAAGAACUGCCAUGUCUGGGAAUACUUCAUCUUCCGCAGAAAACAGAAGCAGCAGCAACUGUAAACCUCAAGCCACAAACCUUCGGAAGGCGGGGAAGAAAUGCUCAUGGGCUUCUUACAUGACCAACUCCCCAACUCUCAUCGUUAUGAUCGGUUUGCCAGCCCGGGGUAAAACUUACGUGUCCAAGAAGUUAACACGCUACCUCAACUGGAUUGGGGUACCCACCAAAGUGUUUAAUCUUGGGGUGUAUCGGCGUGAAGCAGUCAAGUCCUACAAGUCUUACGAUUUCUUUCGUCAUGACAACGAGGAAGCUAUGAAGAUUCGCAAACAGUGUGCUCUGGUAGCGCUGGAAGAUGUUAAGGCUUAUUUUACUGAAGAGAGUGGGCAGAUUGCGGUGUUUGAUGCUACCAAUACCACUCGGGAGAGGAGGGACAUGAUUUUGAACUUUGCGGAGCAGAAUGCCUUCAAGGUAUUCUUUGUGGAAUCUGUCUGUGAUGAUCCCGAUGUCAUUGCUGCCAAUAUUCUGGAGGUAAAGGUGUCAAGCCCCGACUACCCCGAAAGAAAUAGGGAGAAUGUGAUGGAGGACUUCCUGAAGAGAAUUGAGUGCUACAAAGUCACUUACCAGCCCCUUGACCCGGACCACUAUGAUAAGGAUCUGUCUUUCAUCAAGGUGAUAAACGUAGGCCAGAGAUUUCUGGUCAACAGAGUCCAGGACUACAUCCAAAGUAAAAUUGUCUACUACCUUAUGAAUAUCCAUGUCCAGCCUCGAACCAUCUACCUUUGCCGACAUGGAGAGAGCGACUUCAAUCUUUUGGGAAAGAUUGGGGGUGACUCUGGCCUUUCACUCCGAGGAAAGCAGUUCUCUCAGGCUCUGAAGAAGUUUCUGGAGGAACAGGAGAUCCAGGACCUCAAAGUGUGGACGAGCCAGUUGAAGAGGACUAUCCAGACCGCUGAGUCCCUCGGGGUGACCUAUGAACAGUGGAAGAUCCUAAAUGAGAUUGAUGCUGGCGUGUGUGAGGAGAUGACUUAUUCAGAGAUUGAGAAACGGUACCCUGAGGAGUUUGCUCUUCGAGAUCAAGAGAAGUACCUGUAUCGCUACCCUGGUGGGGAGUCAUACCAGGACCUGGUGCAGCGCCUGGAGCCUGUCAUCAUGGAGCUGGAGCGUCAGGGCAACAUCCUGGUCAUCUCUCACCAAGCUGUCAUGCGCUGCCUCCUGGCCUACUUCUUAGAUAAAGGCGCAGAUGAGUUACCAUACUUGAGGUGUCCUCUCCAUACCAUCUUCAAACUUACUCCUGUGGCCUAUGGUUGCAAAGUGGAAACAAUUAAACUCAAUGUGGAGGCUGUGGACACACAUCGUGAAAAGCCAACUCACAACUUCCCCAAGAGCCAAACCCCUGUAAGGAUGAGAAGGAACAGCUUUACGCCUCUGUCCAGUUCGAACACAAUAAGGCGUCCAAGAAAUUACAGUGUUGGGAGCCGGCCCCUCAAGCCCCUCAGCCCUCUCCGUGCCCUGGACACGCAAGAAGGGGCGGACCAGCCGAAGAGCCACGUCAGCAUUCCGGUGGUGUAAUUGUGUGUUUCCCUCCAGCUUUGGCCUCUUGCCCUUGCCACUAAUCAACCAAGAAGUCAUUUAACUUUACCCCGCUCCUGUCCCAACAUUAAUCUGAACAUGGAAUAUGAGCUCAUGCGUGUGCAGAGCAGCCUCAGCCAUUCUCUAGUGUAAACACCUCAGCCGGGGGCAAGAUGGCAAGUUGGGUCUUUUUAGGGCGGCUUCCCAGAUGGGAUGGUCUGGAGGGAGAGGAGCCAAGCCUGAGUCAUGGACUUGGUUCUUCUGUUUUCUCCUGUCUGAUCCGCUAAUGUCUCUGUGAAGCGUGUG